Molecule: messenger RNA, 2431 nt
Organism: Fundulus heteroclitus (mummichog)
Lineage: Eukaryota; Metazoa; Chordata; Actinopteri; Cyprinodontiformes; Fundulidae
Product: protein-glutamine gamma-glutamyltransferase E-like
Exons: 15
Coding region: 49-2205 (718 amino acids)
Biological process (GO): peptide cross-linking
Molecular function (GO): protein-glutamine gamma-glutamyltransferase activity
Source: RefSeq, a predicted model, not a curated record
UCAACUGCUUCAUCGUCUCAAGAGGAAAAGCCGUGCAGAGCGACAACGAUGCUACUUUCCUGGUCUAAUGACUACAGAAACUACAAUGACCUCGGCUGGUCUUGUGGCUACGGCAGGGUCAAUAAUCACCACUAUUCAGCUUUUAGGGAAGUGGACCUCCACUGUCAGACCAACAACAACAAGCACCACACCAGUGAAAUCUCAGUGAAGCAGCUGAUUGUGAGACGAGGCCAGCCGUUCAACAUAACCCUUAAAAUGGCAAAACCUUUCAACCCUGACUCUGAUCAGCUCAUCAUGAAAGCUGAGACAGGAAAAUAUCCAUCUGAGAAGCAAGGGACCAUGUCUCUGUUUGGUGUUCCAGACAAAGUGGAAUGUUCAUUUUCUGCUAAGGCGGUCUGGAAGGCAGAGUUUCAGAAAAACAGCGUUCCUGAACCAACAAUCUUGGCUCUCACUAUAACUCCUCCUGCUGACACUCCUAUAGGGGAGUACAAGCUAUCGGCACAACUUCGGGCUGAAGAAAAGGAGUUAGCAAAACUUUCGGUGCUCUUCAACCCUUGGUGUUCCGAUGACUGGGUGUUUCUGCCUAACGAGGAAGAGAGAGAAGAGUAUGUUAUGAACGAACAUGGAAUAAUCUAUACCGGAGCUGAUCACUGCAUCUCAAAACGUUUCUGGGACUUUGGACAGUUUGAAGAGGACAUGGUGCAAAUAUGUCUGAAGAUACUUGACCUCAACGUCAAACACAAGCGGGACCCAGCAGAUGACGUUUCUGCCCGCUGUAACCCCAUCUAUGUCAGCCGUGUGAUUAGCAAUAUGAUUAACAAUGGCAUCCUAGAGGGAAAUUGGUCAAAUGAUUAUAGAUAUGGUAAACCACCAACUCACUGGAGUGGCAGCUAUGCCAUCCUCAAACAGUGGUAUGCCUCCCUCUGCAGCAGGGUCAAGUACGGACAGUGCUGGGUGUUUGCCGGUGUUAUGUGUUCAGUGAUGCGCCUGCUGGGAAUCCCCUGCCGUGUGGUAACCAACUUCCAGUCUGCUCAUGACACCAACCAGAACUUAAUCAUAGACAACUACUAUGAUGAAUAUGGAAUUAAAGACAAAGCUACCCGUGACAGCAUCUGGAACUUCCACGUCUGGGUAGAGGGAUGGAUGAGGCGACCAGAUCUGGCAGAUGAUGGCAGAUAUGAUGGCUGGCAGGUUCUAGAUGCAACUCCACAGGAAAAGAGUGAAGGUAUGUACUGCUGUGGUCCAGCUCCAGUCAAAGCCAUCCUGAACGGGGACACUCACCUCAAAUAUGAUGUACCGUUUGUCUUCGCUGAAGUCAAUGCUGACCGUGUGAACUGGCAGAUUAGAAGAGAUGGAUCCAAGAUAAAGAUAUCAUCUGACACCAGGACCGUUGGGCGGUACAUCUCCACAAAGUGCCUGGGGUCAGACCAGAGGCUGGACAUCACAGAUACCUACAAACACAGAGAAGGAACGGCGCACGAAAGGAAUGUCUUCAAUAACGCCCUGGACAGAUUGGAGAAUGGAUCAGGAGAAUCCACCCUGCGAAGAAAUGAGGCACCACAACUGACCAUUCAAUUUAAACAGGAGUCCACACCUGUGAAUGGUCAGGAUGUGAACUUGAAGCUGGUGCUGAACAGUGACAGCAGCGCUGCCAGGAAGCUGUUCAUCAACAUUAAUGUCCAGGCCAUGAGGUACACUGGCAAACCAGUAGCGAACAUCCAGAAUCAGGUUAUCGAGAAGGAACUGCUCCCUGGGAAAGAUUUGAUCAUCCCAAUCCAUGUCCCAUACUCGACCUACAAUAAACGCAUGGUACACUGUGAGAGCAUGAAUUUUUCAGCCUUGAUCACAGACCUGCAGAAUGAAGAUAACAUAUAUCUGGGAAGCAAAUGUGUUGUGCUGAAAGACCCGCCAAUGACUAUCAGAGUUUCUGACGAAGUAAGAGUGAAACAGGAAAUGACUGUCGAAGUGGCUUUCACAAAUCCAGUCAACGAGAUCCUGAGAAAUUGCACUCUGACUCUCUCUGGAACGGGCUUGUUUAAAUGGGAGGAAAUAGCCAGACUUCCAGAUCUGAUGCCAAACAAAACAUUACUUGUCAAAUUGAACAUUGUUCCCUACAAGAGCGGAAAAAAGACUUUACUGGUCGACUUUGACUGUGCCUCCUUCAGAGACAUAAAGACCAGCUGCAUUGUUCAUGUCAAACCUUGAACUCUUCUGAUGUACUUUUCCUCUGAAUGCAUUUAACGCAAACGCUGCGGCAUUUAUAUCUGCUGAAGGCUUCAGAAAUGUUAUUGUAGUUCAGAAAUCAUUGUAAUAAGGGGUAUUUUGUUAAAUGGCAGUAUGGACAAGGCAUUAUUUUUGUAUAUUUUAUUUUUCUUACUAACUUUAUACGUUUUCUACUUUUAUAACUUGGAAAAUCAUAAACGUGCUAUGA